Molecule: messenger RNA, 3330 nt
Organism: Dipodomys spectabilis (banner-tailed kangaroo rat)
Lineage: Eukaryota; Metazoa; Chordata; Mammalia; Rodentia; Heteromyidae
Gene: Phf13
Product: PHD finger protein 13
Exons: 4
Coding region: 258-1160 (300 amino acids)
Biological process (GO): mitotic chromosome condensation
Molecular function (GO): chromatin binding
Source: RefSeq, a predicted model, not a curated record
GCCCCCCGCAGCGCCUCUCCCGCCUCUCCGCCGCGGGAGCUGCAUCGCCCACUCUGCUCGCUGUGAAGCCGCCAGUCCCGGAGCACCGAGCCUGGGACGCGACACGCCGAGCCUCUGGUCACCUCCAGCCGGGGCGACCCUUCCCGGGUCCACCCUCGCCGUCGCGGCCGCCGGAGCCCCCGUUCCCGAGCGCCCGGCGCCUCUGCGCCCUCAGCCCGGCUCCUGCACUCCCGCAGCCGCCGCCCCCCGCCCGGAACAUGGACUCCGACUCCUGCGCCGCCGCCUUCCACCCUGAGGAGUACUCUCCCGGUUACAAGAGGCGGAGGACUGUGGAGGAUUUCAACAAAUUCUGCACCUUCGUCUUGGCUUAUGCUGGCUAUAUCCCAUAUCCGAAGGAGGAGCUCCCUCUGAGGAGCAGCCCCAGCCCCGCCAAUAGUACUGCUGGCACCGUGGACAGCGACGGUUGGGACGCCGGCUUCUCCGACAUUGCGUCUUCAGUGCCCUUGCCAGUGUCCGACCACUGCUUUGGCCACCUGCAGCCCACCCUCCUGCAGAGAGCCAAGCCAAGCAACUUCCUGCUGGACAGAAAGAAAACGGACAAGCUGAAGAAGAAGAAGAGGAGGAAGCGAAGGGAUAGUGAAGUGCCUGCAAAGGAGGGGUACAGGGGGGGCUUGCUGAAGCUGGAAGCUGCCGAUCCCUAUGUGGAAGCCCCUACAAGCCCCGCCCUGCAGGAGAUUCCUCAGGCCCCCGGUGACCCCUGCUCGGGUUGGGACUCUGACACCCCCUCCAGUGGCUCUUGUGCCACGGUGUCACCCGAUCAGGCCAAAGAAAUAAAAACUGAAGGCAAGCGGACUAUUGUCCGGCAGGGAAAGCAAGUGGUAUUCCGCGACGAGGACAGCACUGGCAAUGACGAGGACAUCAUGGUGGAUUCAGAUGAUGAUUCCUGGGAUCUGGUGACCUGCUUUUGCAUGAAGCCGUUUGCGGGCCGCCCCAUGAUAGAGUGUAAUGAGUGCCACACCUGGAUUCACCUGUCCUGCGCGAAAAUCCGCAAGUCCAACGUUCCAGAGGUGUUUGUCUGCCAAAAGUGCCGGGACUCCAAGUUCGACAUCCGCCGAUCCAACCGUUCCCGAAUGGGCUCCCGGAAGCUGUUUCUGGAUUGACUGUGGGCUGGUGAGGAGGUUCCAGGAGAGGGACUGGAAGAGAUGGGCUCUGUGGCCCUUCUUGGUUGAUUACAGAACUCCCAGCUCUGGUGCAGACAGAUCCUGCCAUUCAGGUGCCUAAGCAAAAGGACAGGCUGUCUGGAGGUAGAAACAACUUAGCCAUCGCCCGAACAGAACCUUAGCUGGCCAAGCUGCUGCCAGAGUUGUGUGCGUGGCAGUGGAGGUUUGGUUUCACUUGCCUGAGAGUGAGGGCGCGUGGACCUCUCCGAGUUUAGCUGUAGCUGGUGUUAACUUGCCGCCCUGUGGGACCUGUGAGUGGUGACUGGUUAUCCUGCCUCUGUCUGGUGGGGAGAGAUGGUCACUUUCCCUCCCUGACAAUGAACAGCCAUAUGUGUUUCUUCUCCAGUGUCCGUUUACCAUUAGUGUCCAAGUUGCCCCUUCCUUCCCAGUCCCCACUCCCUCCCCUACCUGGCUGCUCCUGUGGCCGGGGAAGCCCCAGGGUGCUGGGUUGCUCGGUGAUUCUUUGGCUUCCCGUUGUUUAAAGGGACAGUUUGUGGCCACCUCUGGAAAGGGGGUUGAGGAGGCCUGUGUUUGACUCCUGUUUUGCACGAUGUUAAAAAACCUGUUGUUUUGCACGAUGCAGCCGAAGUAUUGGCCGUAUCUCUCUCCGUGGGUCCUCUUCUCUCGUGGUGGUGGACAGGCCUGGGGGGUCCUGGAAGGACAAGCUGUUCUCCAGUACCCCCUUGUUCUCUGUUGCAGCCGUGACCCACAGACUAGACAUGAGUGCUGUUCCUAUAGUAAAGUAAUGGGUGAGAACCACUGCGAGGAGCUGCGGUGGUCAUUACUGUGUUGAUUGCAAGAUGAGUCCUGGCUGCAGGCUGGCCUGCGACUCCACGGGGCAAGGUUGGGACUUCAUCCCCCUUCUGGUUUGAAUUCGUGAGUAGGUAGUAAUGCCAACACUGGCCUCAGGAACGUGUUGAACCAUGCACAGGUCUGCACUGGGGUCCUGGCCUGGAAUCCCCCCCCCCGCCCCUUUGAGGUGUAGGUCUGGAGAAACUAAGGAGUUUGCACCUGACAUCUGCCCCCUUCCCGCCCCCCGGAACUCUGCCCUCAGUACACUGGUGCUUUUGGGGCUUGAGGAGGGCUCUGCGCUAGACGUUGUCAUUGCUCUUCAGUUCAAGUACUUGUUCUCAACUGUUUGUAAGAGAAGGGUGGGUGUGUUCUAAGCCUUGUUUCUUGUCAGGCAUGGAAAGGGAAGAAUGCCCACGCUGGUCAUAUUUAUUUGCUCUAACUUAUUUGCCGUAGGAUGGGCCCAGGUGUCCCUGCUGGGACCUUAGCAGGCCACCAGCCCACCUCCGGGCUCGCACCCAAACACCAGGGCGCUGAUCUGGCUAAGGGCAGCCAUGUUUUGUCCUAAUUUCUCUCUCGCUUGUCCAGUCAGCUAGCUGUCUUAGCUUUCAAAACUCUCGUUGCUUAUUAAAGUAGAAAUAGUUUCCGAAGCUCGAGUUUGUUGUGAAGAUCCCAAGGGAGAAUUCUGUAGAGAAAAAUAGCUGUUUUAGAAACAAUGUGGGGCCCAAGCUGUUGUCGGUGACUGGGCACAGUCACCCAGGACAAGCUGGGGGAAGAAUUUGCCAAAGCCCUGCCCCGUGACAAUGCCUGUCCAGUGUCUUCACCAUGAGAAUAACCAAAGUUCCAAAGUGUUUCUUUUCUUUUUUAAUAGCUCUGUGGGGUUUUAAAAGUGCAUUUACGAAUCCACGGGGUUUAGAGCAGAGCGGCCAGCGCUGGUGCUCGGCGGCUGGCAGUUGGACGCCACGCGCGUCCUGCGAAUCUCCUCUCCACUUCUGUUCCUUGCUUUUGCUUUUUUUGGUUUAACAGGUCUACCCCUGUGGGCAUGUCUGGCAGACACCUGGGCUUGGGGGUAGACUGAGCUGGGCAGCUGUCAUCAGCUUCUUUAUGCAUAAAGUAGGCAUGACCCAUCUAGGGCUCCUGGUGGGUGGUGAGUGAAGCGGGGAGAGGGAAAGGACCCCCACAGUAGGCCUCUCCCACGGGCUCUGACCAGGCCAGUCACUGACCAUCGUUUACAUGGUUCUGUGUAAUUAAAGUUUAUGUGUAUAAAGCAAGCUGUUUCUGUGAAACUGUAUAUUUUGUAAAUAAAGAUAUUACUACUUUG